UUGGUUGACUGUUUUACGUACGAGAUGUGGGCUGUUUUCUUCAGUUUUUUCCUCGCCGGCGUGAACUUUGUUUGGGGACUGGACACUCAGACCUUUGAUGGAGAAGUACGAGACUUUGCCGUUGGUGACACCUUUGUUUAUGUUGUCACGGAUUACCGAUUGUACCAACUGAACCAUAAUUUUACCAAUGUUACGACGAGGGAAGAGCAUAAUUUUAGGGUAAACAUUUUACUGCCAUUCAUUAAAAACAAGACCCUGAUCACUUGUGGAUCCAAGACAUGCGGCUACUGUGAAAUACUCGAUCUCAACAACAUUUCUAAAUCUGUACACUUUGAGGAUAUUUUUGUUGGAUCUUCAAAUCGUAGCAGUUCGAUUGGCUUCAUCGUUGAUGUAGGCACGGAAUCCUUCAUUAUGGCAGGAAAGUCGAAGGCCGUUAACUCAUGUCCCGAUGAUAAGUAUUUCCUUGUCCUACGGAAUACACAAGAAGGACAAAACGGGGGAACGUUUUCAAUUUCAGAUGAUGGUUCAACUCCGUACGUUGACACCAGAAAAAAGGAGUCCUUUCAUUUUGUGGACGGUUUUCAGAUUUCUUCAUACAUCUACCUGUUCUCGAAUGUACCCGAGGAGCACAACGUUCGACUUACUUGGUUCAGAGGCACAACUGGUAAAGCAGCAACUUUAAAGUCCUUCAGAGGUGCACAACUUGGGUGCUGUGAAGACAUGGAGCGCCGUCGGCUCCUGUCGUCCUCCGUGAUUCCAAGCCCCUCUGUGCCCCAAGGGAAGGUGCUGUGGGCUGGUGUGUUCACGGGAAAUCACACUCUCGAUCCCGUCAACAAUGUGCUGGCCGUCUUUGACAUCAGUCCUUCUGCUGAACAAACCACAGACCCAGACCUUUGCUUUGGAGACUGUCUACCGAACAAACCGACAACCAAACUUAUUAAACUGAAACCACUGAUGGUGGUGUUUAAGUACAGCUCCAUGACAUCCGUGUUGGCAGCGAGACACAACUCCUGGAUCAUUUUCUUCAUCGGGACACAGGACGGACAACUCAUCAAGCUUGCUGUGGAUAAAAACAACAAAGUUGCCUGUCCCAGAGUGCUCUACAAGUCAGCUGAUGACCUUCAUCUGUUUCCCAAAAUGCAUCUUGACCCAGUGGACUCCCAACAUGUGUACAUGGCACUGAGGAACGAGAUGAUGCGAGUUCCUGUGGCUCAGUGCAGUGGACACAAAAGUUUAAAGGAGUGCUGGUUGGCUCAGGACCCCUACUGUGGCUGGUGUAUGUCUGAGUCUAGAUGUUCAUUUUUGUAUGACUGCCUUCCGCCUUCUAAUUGGAUCUCCAUCCCUGAUGACUACAACCAGCAGAGAAUAGUAUCCCACCAGGUGGAGAAAGGCAGCAGUGGUGAGAAGAUCACACUUACUGCCAAGGUCCACCUGAAUGUCAUUGGGACAGAAAGUCCCUUGUUCGCCUGUAACUUUUCCGGUGAUCUGUGUGACACGGCCAGCCCUGGCCCUGAGUUUCCACAGUGCUACUGCCUCUUCUCCAGUGGCAAACUUCCUGCUAAGGGUCUGGAUGUCAGUGUCAAGAUACGGGUGGGGAAAGCGGCCCUUUCUGAGAAACUAAUGCUAACUAACUGCUCAGACAUCACCGGACCACCUACCUUUGACCUGUGUUCUCGGUGUAUGACAGCUGGAUGUAGCUGGAAUAAUAAUGCUUGUUCCUGGACUGGGUCUGCCAACUCAGGCCCAAUACAGGACAUCUGCAGACACAGCCAGUCAGGAAUGAACUACUCUGAGCCAGAGAUCGUCUCCAUAGAGCCCAGUGUUCUGUCCUUCCAUGGGAGGAACCACGCCCUGAUGACUGGGAAGAACCUGGAUCAUGUGGUCAGGGUACACAUGCAGAGUCACAUCAGCUGCCUUCCCAACGAAUCUCCUGUGUGGAACCACACCGGUUCCAAUCUGACAUUCCACAUCCCCAGCGGAGACAAAGGUUCUGUCAGUGUGUGUGUCGUGCUUCCAGACGGUCGCUGUGUGGGCAAAGCCACUGUAACUUACCGGUCCUCACCAACCUGUACCGGUUUAUCACCAGCUAACGCAUGGACCAGUGGGAACAGGAGAAUCAGUAUCCUGGGGUCCCACCUGGAAUUUGUGGAAGGGGUUGUUCAUGCCGGUCAGAUCAUCACCACACACUAUAGCUCUGGGGAACUAUGGUACCACACACCUCCUUAUGGCGUGGAAGAGGACUUGCCAGUCACCACCAGCGUGUCUCUGAGAGUGGCCAACCAGACAUUGGCCUGCGCCUCACAGCUCACCUACCACCACGACCCACAAUUCACCAGCUUCACCACAACCAGGACGGGGAACGACCUGAGGGUCACUAUUGAGAAAAAAGCUGACAAGUUCAACAUAACCCCGUCAGAGAUCUCAGUGCUGGGUGUUCUGGGAGAAAACCAGUAUGUAGAAUGUGUCAUGGAGAUCAUUGAGACGAGCAACGGGACUGACUCUGUCAUCUGUGAGAUCAAGAACACUCCUAACGUCAACAUCUUGUCACUGGAGAUAAGAAUAGGAAAUUUCACAAAAAACCUUAAGCCACCAACUACACCCUACCUGCAAGUCACCCUUGUUGUCAUCACCAUCAUCAUCAUCAUCAUCUCAGGUGUUGUUUGGUAUUUUUACAGUAAACAGAGGAAAAUGGCGGCACAGAUGAACAGGCAGCUGGAAGAGCUGGAGUGUGACAUCAGAAAUGACAUCCGGCAAGGAUUUGUGGAUAUGCAGACGGAAAGGUGUGACUUAAUUGAGAACGUUGGAGCCAUCCCGUUCUUGGACUACAAGCACUUCGCUUCCAGAAUCUUCUUCCCUGACGGUGGACCUAUGAUGACCUCCUGUAUCAAAGACAUUGGCCAGGACACAGUCAAGGUGCAGCUGGAUAUGAGCUGUCAGGCCCUGUCCAGGCUGAUCCGGGAUCAGGUGUUCCUCACCACUUUCGUCCACACUCUGGAAGAGCAGAAGAACUUCAACAUCAAGGAGAAGUGUGCAGUGGCCUCUCUGCUGACUGUGGCCCUCCAUGGUGACCUGCCCUACCUGACUCAGGUGAUGGAGGACCUUCUCAGGGCUCUGAUGGAGCAGCCCAGUAACUCCCAGGCCAAACUCAUGCUGCGACGCACCCAGUCCAUCGUAGAGAAGAUGCUCACCAACUGGAUGUCCAUCUGUCUCUACGGCUUCCUAAGGGAAAGUGUGGGCCAGCACCUUUUCCUGUUGGUGUGUGCUCUGACCCACCAGAUGUCUAAAGGACCAGUGGACUCAGUCACAGAGAAGGCUCUCUACACACUCAACGAAGACUGGUUAUUAUGGCAAGCCCAGGACUUCAGCCCAAUGAGGCUGAAGGUGCUGUUUGCCGUGGGAACAGACGGUGAGGUCAGUGAGCCCCUGGAGGUCAGUGCUCUGGACUGUGACACAGUGGAGCAGGUCAAAGAGAAGAUCCUCCUGGCCUUCAAGUCCAAGUUUGGCUUCCCCUACAACACACCUCUUAGAGAUAUACACAUUGAGUAUGAGAACAAUGGAAGGUUUGUCCCCCUAGAAGAGGUGGACGCCAGUUCAAAGGUUAUAGGGGAUGUGACCAUGCUCAACACACUCAAGCACUACAAGGUUCCAGAUGGAGCGUCCAUCAAAGUGCUCUCUAAGACCCACCCCCCUCUGAGUCCUCAGGGCAGCCUGAAAGAUGAUCAGAACUACUCCACAAAGUACUUCCACCUGAUUGAUCCUGACAUUGAACAGAACCAGAAGAACCCUGAGAGGAAGAAGCUGAAAUUGAAGGAAGUCUACCUGACCAAGCUUCUCUCCACCAAGGUGGCUGUUCACUCGUUUGUAGAGAACCUGUUCAGAGCCAUCUGGGGAACCUCCGACCUUAAAGCCCCGCCUGCUGUCAAGUACUUCUUUGACUUCCUGGAUGCCCAGGCAGAGAAUAAGAGGAUCAAUGACCCGGAUGUACUACACAUCUGGAAAACCAAUAGUCUGCCCCUGCGGUUCUGGGUGAACAUCCUGAAGAACCCCCAGUUUGUGUUUGACAUGGAGAAGACUCCACCGCUGGACGGCUGUCUGUCCGUUAUCGCCCAGGCUUUCAUGGAUUCCUUCUCUUUGGCAGAGAAGCAGUUAGGCAAGCAUGAUCCAACCAAUAAGCUACUCUAUGCCAAAGAUAUACCCCAGUACAAACAGGAAGUGAGGAACUACUACAAACAGGUCAGGAACCAGUCACCAAUCAGCAGCUCUGAGUUCCAGGAGUACCUUCGAGAGGAGUCAAAGAAACAUGAAAAUGAAUUCAAUGAAUCAGCUGCUCUCCGAGAACUCUAUAAAUACCUGCAGCAAUACUUUGACGAGAUUAAAUGCAGAUUAAAAAUGCAACUGGAUAGCAAUGGUGCUCCCAUGGACCUGAUGGAUCAACUGCAUCGUGUGAAAAGUCUGUUUGACGGCCUGAAAAGCUGUUCUUGGAACUAAGCUCACUCCCCUUAACUAACCCUUAACCUCCCCAUGCUGAAGGCCAGAAAACUGUUCUAAGGACCACUCUCCACCCAGCUGUGCGCUUUACAGACUGCUGGAAUAUGUUGCAGGACUAUAUAUAAGUAUUUCCAGGGAGGCUUUUUCAGAAUACUAAGAUGCUGAAAUUUACGUCUGGAAUGAGCAGGUUCCAAAAUCCACUCAGGAAUUUACCCAAAAGCAGGAAGUAUCCAAUUGUUAUGAAGCUGGGAUUAAAGGAGAGAGGUGGCUUUAUUCCAACUCCAAAGUUAGAGUUCUAAAUCCAUCUUAUUUUUUUCGUCCUAUCAAACCGAAAAGAUCUGGUAUUCUACACAAAGUUAAUUAUUAUAUGAGUCGUUUACUUUAAAUUUUUUCUAAAAGGAAAUUAGACUAUUACUAUUAUGUAUUAGUAAUAGUACAGAUACCAUUAGUAAUAGUAUCUGUAUUGCAAUUCAGGUUGUAAUGAAACAAAACCCAGAAUCCAGGGGUUGAGUACUUUCUGAAGGCCUUGUUAUUCAUCUAUUUUAAACUCUACCAGUGAAGAUACCCUCAGUUUUGAAUGUUCAGGAUAAAUGUGUACGUUUGAGGAUAUCCCAACCCUUUUGUCUUAAUGUUCUUAACCUCACUAACAGCCGUCCUCCACAUCACAGUAACACUGGUCACCCUGGUCACGUUCACAUUAAUGAUUUGUGCAUAAAUUUUAAGCUAUCUAAGAAAAGAACAAUCAUAUCCCAUCCAAGAAGCAUUUAGAACUAUGCCUCUCAUGGUAAUUAACUGUGCACUUUUCCAAUCUAAUCUACUUUAUGUGCGUCUGAUGAAUGAAAUGUAAAUUGUAUGUGCUGCAGUACACAAAGAUUAAAAGGUCUAUUUAUGCAUUAUA
Messenger RNA from Esox lucius (northern pike), 5386 nucleotides. RefSeq names its product plexin C1 (gene plxnc1). Gene Ontology annotation, cellular component: semaphorin receptor complex. The transcript is spliced from 30 exons. The record is from RefSeq and is a predicted model, not a curated record. Gene Ontology annotation, molecular function: semaphorin receptor activity; protein binding. NCBI's taxonomy places the organism in Eukaryota, Metazoa, Chordata, Actinopteri, Esociformes, Esocidae. The coding region runs from base 25 to 4488 and encodes 1487 amino acids. Gene Ontology annotation, biological process: regulation of GTPase activity; negative regulation of cell adhesion; regulation of cell migration.